Molecule: messenger RNA, 755 nt
Organism: Ectocarpus sp. CCAP 1310/34
Lineage: Eukaryota; Phaeophyceae; Ectocarpales; Ectocarpaceae
Source: the annotation of a GenBank genome assembly
GCCUAGAGAAAAGGCAGUACACGAUGCAAGUCAUCUUUGGUCCGGGCGAGGAGACCAUACGCAUUUCGGUGAUUCUCCGAGGCACGGGAAAGCGGAUCUCGCCGGUGGAGAAGGCAGCGUAUCACGAGGACGUGGACGUGUUUUUCCAGGGGAACGCGUGGGCCGACGAAAAUUUCUGCAUGGAGUGGGCGAAGAGGUCCUACCGCGAAGGCCUGAUGCGCGGACGGGGUGAGCUCCCCAAGGCGAGGUCCAUUCUUAUCAUGGACAACUUGCACGCGCAGACCACGGACGAGUUCAAGGAGUAUCUUGCGAAGCACUGCAACACUCUCGCCUGGUAUGGCCCUUCGGAGUGCACGGACGAGGUGCAGCCAGUUGAUGCAGGAGCCGGACGAUUUCUCAAGGUGGAAGUCGGGAGGCAGAUGGACAUAUGGCUCGAUCAGUCGGACAACCUCGAGAGGUGGGAAACCGCGUCGCUGACAGCUUCUGAUCGGCGCGUCCUGAUCACUCAGUGGAUGGGAGCGGCCAUGGCAAGACUCAACAGCCAACAGGCGUACCGAUACCGUCUUUUCGAAAAGUGCGGGAUGGCCAUGACCGUGGACGGCUCGGGCGAUGAUCGAAUGACCUUGGAGGGUUUGGACAAGCCGUAUACCUUCGUUUACGAUGAAGACAGUAGCGACGACGAACAAGGUUCGGAGAACGGCAACGAUGAGCCUGAGGGGCGGGCGGAGUAGGGUGAUGGAGGACGUGAGACGCUC